This is a messenger RNA of Macaca mulatta (Rhesus monkey), 4707 nucleotides long. RefSeq names its product SET and MYND domain containing 4 (gene SMYD4). Gene Ontology annotation, cellular component: nucleus; cytoplasm. The record is from RefSeq and is a predicted model, not a curated record. Gene Ontology annotation, biological process: heart development. Lineage: Eukaryota; Metazoa; Chordata; Mammalia; Primates; Cercopithecidae. Gene Ontology annotation, molecular function: histone deacetylase binding.
GCUGCGCGGGCGCGGGGAGGGAGUCCGCGGCCCAGUUCCGGGCGCCUGUGAGCGGGCUCACGAGGCUUUCUCGCCUCGGUUUCCGGCCAGUGCACGGGUUGGUAGCCCAGAGGAGGUUAAAGCUGUUCCCUGAGACCUCAGCUGCUAAAUGGAGUCGCAGCAGUGACCCGGUUCCUCCAGCAACGCGGGGCUGACUUCUCGACCGGGGCCAAACCCUGAGCUUGGCACCGUUGAGGGGGGGGUCUCCGAAGGGGAAUCAGACCUGGUCCCUGUCCGUGGAGAAGAGGACAGUGUGUGGGGGCACUUUAUGCCGUGAGUAGCCCCAGCGCCAGGUAGACGUGGUACAGGCCCCAAGAGUGUUGGAAAUCAGGGAAGCCUUCCCAGAGGACGUGCCGUUUGAACCGAGUCGAAGAACGAACCUGUGGGAAUUUUCCAGGUGGACUCCAUAAGCCAGGAUGGAAAGCAGCAUGGGUCUGCCUGCGGAUGAGUGGAAAUCAUACCUGCUUCAAAAGUGGGCUUCACUCCCGAAGUCCAUUCAGCUCACCAUUUCUACAGCAGAGACCUUGAGCGAUAUCUUUCUUCAUUCCUCUUCACUUCUUCAACCUGAGGAUGAACUGUUUCUAAAAAGACUUUCUAAAGGUUACUUGGUGGGAAAGGACUCGGACGCUCCCCUUUUCUACAGAGAACAAGGAAACAAAAAAUUUCAGGAGAAAGAUUACACAGGAGCUGCAGUGCUGUAUUCUAAGGGAGUGUCACAUUCAAGGCCUAACACUGAGGACAUGUCGCUGUGCUAUGCUAACCGCUCGGCAGCCCUCUUCCACCUGGGUCAGUACGAGACGUGUAUUAAAGACAUUAGCAGAGCACAGACGCAUGGCUAUCCAGAAAGACUGCAGCCCAAGAUCAUGUUACGUAGAGCAGAAUGUCUGGUGGCCCUGGGGAGACUACAGGAGGCAAGCCAGACCGUCGGUGAUCUUGAAAGGAACUUCACGGCCACACCAACCCUAGCAGAUGUCCCCCGUCAGACUCUGCAGAGAAACCUCCAUCAUCUGAAAAUGAAGGUACAGGAAAAGGAGAAUCCCACAGAAACCUUCCCAGCAACUCUGGCCAAAACCCUUGAGGAUGUGGCGCUCAGGGGAGAGAAUGAACGACUUUCCAACGCCUCAUCAUCCGUCGGCUUGUGCAUAGAUCCUUUAAAAGGUCGCUAUCUUGUUGCCACGAAAGAUAUUCUCCCAGGAGAGCUCCUGGUGAAGGAGGAUGCUUUUGUGAGUGUUCUCAACCCUGGAGAACUGCCACCACCGCAUCAUGGCCUAGACAGCCAGUGGGACACCAGAGUCACCAAUGGGGACCUCUAUUGUCACCGAUGUUUGAAGCACACUUUGGCCACAGUUCCGUGUGACGGAUGCAGUUAUGCCAAGUAUUGCAGCCAGGAGUGUUUGCAGCAGGCCUGGGAGCUCUACCACAGGACAGAAUGUCCUCUGGGGGGGCUGCUUCUCACACUGGGUGUCUUUUGCCACAUUGCCCUGAGGUUGACUCUUGUGGUGGGAGUUGAGGAUGUUCGCAAAAUCAUGAAGAAGCUUUGUGUUAAGAUUAGUAACAAGGACAUCUGUUUACCAGAAAGCGACAAUCAGGUCAAGACACUUAAUUAUGGCCGAGGAGAGAGUGAGAAAAAUGGCAAUGUGGUUGAGACCCAGAUUCCUGGAUGCGAUGCUAAUGGGAAGUAUGACAGUAAUUAUGAUGCUGUCUUCAACCUUUUGCCCCAUACUGAAAACCACAGCCCGGAGCACAAAUUCCUCUGUGCUCUCUGUGUUUCUGUACUGUGCAGGCAGCUAGAAGCAGCCAGUUUACAGGCCAUCCCAACAGGUGUGAACUCCUCUCAGCUCACAGCAGCAGUGACACCUGAGUCGUGUCCCGACGUGACUAUUUGUGGAGUGGCAAUGCUGAGGCACAUGUUACAGCUGCAGUGUAAUGCUCAGGCGAUAACCACCGUACAACACACAGGAUCUAAAGGGAGCAUCGUUACUGACAGCAGGCAGGUGCGCCUUGCCACAGGCAUCUUCCCCGUUAUCAGCCUCCUGAACCACUCCUGCAGCCCCAACACCAGCGUGUCCUUCAUUAGCACUGUCGCCACCAUCCGCGCAUCACAGCGGAUUGGAAAGGGGCAAGAGAUUCUCCACUGCUAUGGGCCUCACAAGAGCCGGAUGGGGGUUGCCGAAAGGCAGCAGAAGCUGAGGUCUCAGUAUUUCUUUGACUGCACCUGUCCAGCUUGUCAGACUGAGGCACACAGGAUGGCUGCAGGCCCCAGGUGGAAAGCAUUCUGUUGCAACAGUUGCAGAGCUCCCAUGCAGGGAGAUGGCGUGCUGCGCUGUGGCAACAGAUCUUGUGCAGAAUCCGUCGUCAGCAGAGAUCACCUAGUCUCUCGGUUACAGGACCUUCAGCAGCAGGUCGGAGUGGCCCAGAAGCUUCUCAGAGAUGGUGAACUAGAGCGAGCCGUUCAGCUGCUGUCGGGGUGCCAGCGUGAUGCCGAGAGCUUCCUGUGGGCAGAACACGCCAUGGUGGGAGAGAUCGCGGACGGCCUGGCCCGGGCCUGUGCUGCGUUAGGGGACUGGCAAAAGUCAGCCACCCACCUACAGAAGAGUCUCCGCGUGGUGGAGGUUCGCCACGGGCCGUCCAGCGUUGAAAUGGGCCAUGAGCUCUUCAAACUGGCCCAGAUCUUCUUCAAUGGGUUUGCAGUACCCGAAGCCCUGAGCGCAAUCCAGAAGGCUGAGGAGGUUCUGUCGCUGCACUGUGGCCCGUGGGACGAUGAAAUCCAGGAGCUCCAGAAGAUGAAAUCCUGUUUAUUGGACUUACCACCCACCCUUGUAAGGUCUUCAGUUUAGGGUCCCAAGGGGAUUUUGACCCACAGGAAAGGAGCCCGUGGAACACAAGGUAAAGAGGUUAUGGCCGGGCGCGGCAGCUCACACCUGUCAUCCCAGCACUUUGGGAGGCCAAGGCGGGCGGAUCAUGAGGUCAGGAGAUCAAGACCAUCCUGGCUAACACGGUGAAACCCCGUCUCUACUGAAAAUACAAAAAAUUAGCCAGGCGAGGUGGCGGGCGCCUGUAGUCCCAGCUACUCGGGAGGCUGAGGCAGGAGAAUGGCGUGAACCCGGGAGGCGGAGCUUGCAGAGAGCCGAGAUCGCGCCACUCUACUCCAGCCUGGGCAACAGAGUGAGACUCCGUCUAAAAAAUAAAAAAUAAAGAGGUUUUGUUUGCCAGCCGGGCACGGCGGCUCACGGCUGCAAUCCCGACACUUUGGGAGGCUGAGGGGGGCAGAUCACAAGGUCAGGAGUUCGAGACCAGACUGGCCAACAUGGUGAAACGCCGUCUUUACUAAAAACACAAAAACUAGCUGGGCGUGGUGGCAGGUACCCAUAAUCCCAGCUACUCGAGAGGCUGAGGCAGGAGAAUCUCUUGAACCCAGGAGGCGGAGGUUGCGGUGAGCUGAGAUCGCUCCACUGCAUUCCAGCCCGACGACAGUGUGAGACUCCAUCUCAAAAAAAAAAAUAAGAGGUUCUGUUGCAGGGUGUGGGUUCUGUGGAUCAGGUGCGGGUUCUGCGGACCAGGUGUGGGUUCUGUGUAGGUUCUGCAGGCCCGGUGUAGAAGCUUACAUCUGUGAUCCCAGUACUGUGAGAGGCUGAGGUGGGAGGCUCACGCCUGUAAUCCUAGUACGUUGAGUUGGCCGGGUGUGGAUGCUCACGCCUGUAAUCCCAGUACUUUGAGACACUGAGGUGGGAGGAUCGCUUGAGCCCAGGAGUUCAAAACCAGCCUGGGCAAUAUAGUGAGACCGUAUCGCUACAAAAAAAAUUUUUUUAAUUCACCAAGCAUGGUGGCACAUGCCUGUAGUCCCACCUACUCGAGAAGCUGAGAUAGGAUCACCUGAGCCUGGCAGACUGAGGCCGCAGUGAGCCAAGAUCGCACUAUUGCACUCCAGCCUGCGUGACAGGGUAAGACCCUAUCUCAAAAAAAAAAAAACUAAACUAAACAGGUUCUGUUGCUGCUGAGCUUUCAACAGGAGACGGGACUUUCCCAACAGUCCCAAGCCUGGGAUACGAGGGCUGGGGGGACUCAGAAACCAUUGCAGUCAGAGAGACAUGUAUUUUGGUGGAUAUUUCUUGAAAUGGUUAAGUGGCCUCCAAUACAAACUCCCAGUUCCCAGAAAAGACUUAAAACUAGUAUCUGGAGAGUCCAAGUCCUUUAAAAGGAUUUUAGCUGAUCUGCAGGCAUCUGGAGGUUAGCCUGGGGUUUUGGCUGGAUUCCACCUCACUCGAUGAUGAUAGUCUGUUUCCCUGGAACAUUCCUGUGGUUUUAGUAGUAAUGAGAUGUGUGCACCACUCCAGUGGGAGCUGAAACUCUUAGUAGUUACACUGUAAUUGAAAAAUAAUUGUAAAACAAGGAAUCAGUAAGGCGACUUACCUCCAGAGACACUGGGUUCCACUUACGGCAUCUAGCUUCCCCGAAUCCUUUGUGAAAAUCGGUGGAGUAUAAAUUGUGACUAGAGAAGUGAAUAUGGAGUCAUUGUAUUGAGCAGUUUCCUCCAGGGAUGGCGGCUCUCAGUGUGUUUCCUGCCAGUUUUCCAGUCCUUAUUCUCUGCCCUUCAUUCUGUACUCUUGGCAGAGUCACUAACCAAACACUAAUAAAAUCAAACUUGUAGUAAAGACUUUAUAACACAUA